Messenger RNA from Acanthochromis polyacanthus (spiny chromis), 3831 nucleotides. It is a transcript of the gene tbc1d5, whose product is annotated as TBC1 domain family, member 5. The coding region runs from base 172 to 2817 and encodes 881 amino acids. Gene Ontology annotation, molecular function: GTPase activator activity. The transcript is spliced from 23 exons. Gene Ontology annotation, biological process: activation of GTPase activity. The record is from RefSeq and is a predicted model, not a curated record. Lineage: Eukaryota; Metazoa; Chordata; Actinopteri; Pomacentridae.
UCACAUGACCAGUCAGCUGGUCUGCGCACAUCCGCCUGACCCGCUGCUGUUUACAAAUCAGCAGACACUCCGACAGCAGAAUGAGGAUUCCUGCAUGAUUUGAACAGAACCUACUUUUUCUUCUGACUGAGGAGAAUCACGAGGCUGUGGCAGUCCAGCUGGGUCGCGGUCAUGCAGCACCCCAAUUUUGAGACCCCUCACCCACUCCAGACUGACGAGCAGCAGGAGACGGGGUUUGACCCACUCAACAAUUUUAACAAGAAUCGCAGCAGAGGCUCUCUUGACGACGGCGCUCACUCACUGUCUCAGUCCACCUUCCUCUCAUACAGGAAAGAAUGGGACGACUUGUUCCUCAACAGUAAUUACCUGGCCAGGAUCCGGCAGGCAGGCAUCAACGGUCGACUGAGGAGCAGCCGCUUUCGGAGCGUGUGCUGGAAGUUGUACCUGGAGGCUCUUCCUGAAGAUAAGGGGCAGUGGAUCAACAAGACUAAGGAGCUGCGGGCCCAGUAUGAGAAGAUCAAGGAGACGCACAUCACAAACCCCCGCAAAGCUGCAGGCCAGCAGGACUUGGUGGUCAACAACCCACUGUCCCAGGAUGAGGGGAGCCUGUGGAACAAGUUCUUCCAGGACAAAGAGCUGAAGGGGAUGAUCAAGCAGGACGUGUUGAGGACAUUCCCGGAGAUCCGUUACUUCCAGGACGAGGACGUGAGGACCAAGCUGACGGAUAUUCUCUUCUGUUACGCCAGAGAGAAUGAACAGUUACUGUAUAAGCAGGGGAUGCAUGAGCUGCUGGCUCCCAUAGUGUUUGUGCUGCACUGUGACCAUCAAGCCUUCCAGCAUGCCAGUGAGACGGCCAGUCCCAGCGAGGAGAUGAAGUGUCUGCUGAACCCAGAGUACCUUGAACAUGAUGCCUAUGCCAUGUUCUCACAGCUGAUGGAGACGGCGGAGCCAUGGUUCUCCAGCUUUGAGAGGGAAGUGAGGAAGGGUAAGGAAGAAAUGCUGACCAGCAUCCCAUUUGCUCGGCCUCAGGAUUCAGGGCCGUCUGUUGCCAUAGUGACCAAAGUCAACCGCAUCCAAGACCAGCUUGUGAAGAAGCAUGACAUAGAGCUGCACAUGCACCUCAACCGGCUGGAGAUCGCCCCGCAGAUCUACGGCAUCCGGUGGGUCCGUCUGCUGUUUGGCCGCGAGUUCCCUCUUCAGGACCUGCUGGUGGUGUGGGAUGCCCUGUUUGCUGACAGCAUCACUCUGGACCUGGUGGACUACAUCUUCGUGGCCAUGCUGCUCUACAUCCGAGACGCCCUCAUCGCUAGUAACUUCCAGACCUGCUUGGGCCUGCUAAUGCACUACCCUCCAAUAGGAGACAUCAGCGCUCUGCUGCAAAAGGCUCUGUUCCUCCGAGAUCCCAAAAACAAUCCACGCCCUGUGAACUACCAAUUUCAGCAGAACCUGGAUUACUACAAAACACGGGGAGCUGACCUGAUGAACAAGACCCGGUCCAGUUCCAGUGCAAAAGCUGCUCCCCUCAACAUCAACAAAGUCUCCAGCAGCCUGCUGAACUUUGGCAGGAAGCUGAUUGCUCCAGCCAUGUCGGGUGCAUCCAGCGGCGUUUCGCCAAUCAACAGCGAGGUGCACUCCUCCUCUUCUUCCUCCUCGUCCACCUCCCCUGCCUCGGCGCCUGCACCCAUCCUGCCACACCCACUGGCCGAGCCACCCGCCCCAGCGCAGACCGAGACCCAAACCCAGAUCCAGGUCCAGGCCCAGAAUCAGCACUACCGCCUGCUCAAGUCGGAAAGCAUGCCAGUCCACCUCAGCAAAGAUGGAGUUUCUGGUGGAGUGUCUCAGGUCUCUCACCCAGCCCAGACUCACACUGACACACAAGGGCAAAGCUCCAGGACAGUCAGCUCCUCCCCCAGCAUAGAAAGUCUCUCUGGUGGGCGGGGCCAAUCCACCGCCUCCCCGCCUCUUCCCCUGUCCAGAGGGAGCGAUGUCAGCACUUCCUCUCCGCCGCUCUCCGCCACCAAGAAGGAGUCUUUCUUCAACAUCACUCGCUCUCGAUCCCACAGUAAGACCAUGGGCAAGAAAGAGACGGAGGAGGAUCUGGAAGCGCAGGUAUCUUUCCUGCAGGGCCAGAUCAACGACCUGGAGGCCAUGAGCAAAUACUGCGCCAAGAUGAUGAAUACACACAUCUGUAAAAUCCAAGAAGUGAUUCUCCAAGAACACCUGGAAAAAGAGGAUGAAGUCUUGGUGUCACUGGCUGGACUCAAACAGAUAAAAGACAUCCUUAAGGGGGCGCUGCGCUUCAAUCAGAGCCAGCUGGAGGCCGAGGAGAAUGAAGAAAUCACCAUCGCUGAUGAUCACUACACCUCCACAGCAGCUGCUGAAACUGAUCUAAACACCAACAGUCACCAUAGUGACCACCCACAGCGAGGAAACAGCCGGCCGAGCCGAGACUGUGAUCUGGACGGGAGCGUGAGCAUGGACGAGAAAGAGGAAGAGGAGCAGGCGAGGACUCCACCUGAGCAACAGGUGGCAUCUUCUCUGGGCUCGGAGGGUAAGAACUGGGACGACUACAUCCUCGUGUCGCAGGACGGAGACCUACAGGCUGAGGGAGGAGGAGGAGGAGGAAGGGCUGCUUCUGAUCGCACUCCUCCAAUCAGACGAGGGCGCGGCAUGGUGCGUCUGGAGCCCGAAGGCGCCGUCGGGACUUUCCACGACCCCCUGAUGGCCGGCAUCACCUCGGGCUCCUCCAGCCCAGACGAGGGCUCCACCCACAGCAAAGACUCUGACUUUACCAUAGUUAACCCGAACGACCUGUGAAUGAGCGAAUCGCCCCUCCUCUCCUUCUCUCGUACCCGUGCUGUUUCAUAUCCCUUUCAGGGGGUCUGAUAAAACAAAAACUGACUUGGAGCCAGAGAGGGGAACCGGCAGUUUUGGGCGGAGAGUCGCCAAAGCUGUUCUCAACUUAAAAAUUGCACAUGUGGACUGUGACACUCGGAGUCACAAAUACCUAAUAUUCUGUCUCUUUAACUGUCAUCUGUGCCACUUGAGUCCUGUCUGAGCUGAUGCUGUAUGCUGUCUCAUCUACCCAAUGCCUGUCUCCUCAGUGGGCCUUUCGUGGCUCCCAUCCAACCUCACACCUGUCGCUCAAGAUGUUUUAUUGUAGUUCCCUGCUCUACAGAGAGAGGGUGCCAUUGAACUGCUUACCCCAUCACUACAUGAUUACUCUAAAAAGUUGGACCUCAAACUGCAAUUUACCUUCAGGGGAGGACUCUCUCCUUUUACUGUAAUGAUUGGGAGUGUGAUGCUUUCUUCUGAAUGUGGAGAUCCGGCCAUACCCCUGCCUACGUUAUGUCUGUGUGUCUGUCUGCGUCCUUACAGAGGAAGCUCUCUUCUCUGAUACUCAAAGGAAAGAAGGAUGGUGUCCUCGUGUGUUGUCGAGGGCAGCUUUCUGCCCCUCCUAAACCAGUGCCUCAGACCAUAAUUCUUCUCUUAGCCAAACAAAACCUAACUCUGUGAUCUUACUCUUUUUUUGUUCUUAGUUUUUUUUUUUCAGUUUUAAAGAAAAUAUUUUUAACACUUUAGACUUUUAAUUUCCCAGAUAAAAAGUUAUUAAAUUAUCAAAGAAGUCUUUUUUUUCUUUAGUUUUUUUUUAAAAAAUCGAUUCCAAUGUGGACAUUUUAAUGUGACAGUUUUUGUUUCUCACAUUACAAGACCGUUGUUCUCGUGUUCUGUGAAAAUGAUGUAAAGCAGCACACAAAGAAUGUCCCUCUAGCUGCCCAUUCAGCAUAAUUAACCUUAGACCAAUAAAACUACAUUGCUCUUGCUACACAA